Gigantopelta aegis is the source of this 621-nucleotide messenger RNA. Its product is annotated as cotranscriptional regulator FAM172A-like. Gene Ontology annotation, molecular function: siRNA binding. Gene Ontology annotation, biological process: regulatory ncRNA-mediated heterochromatin formation. Gene Ontology annotation, cellular component: nucleus. Lineage: Eukaryota; Metazoa; Mollusca; Gastropoda; Neomphalida; Peltospiridae. The record is from RefSeq and is a predicted model, not a curated record.
AUGGAAGGAUCUCAAGGACAACGUUUGCUUAAUAUUGAAACUGAUGAGCCAUUUAUAUUUGAAGUUGAAAAAGGUAACAGAGAAUUUAAUCAGAAACAUUACGAAGCAUUAGGAGAGGUGAUUACAGAAGAGGUGUACAACUUGUUAGAGUCAGAGACACAUUUAAAGAGACAUAUUAUUCCAGUAAGACUAGUAAUAAUUAUAAAUGUCACAAUCUUUUUUCUUGCAUCUGAAGAUGCUUUUACUAACCCAGUCAAGUUAAUGAUAAUUAUACAUGGUAGUGGUGUAGUUAGAGCAGGCAAUGGUCUAGAAGGCAAAUUGAUAAUGAAUGACUGUUUAGAUAGUGGAACACAGUUACCCUUUAUUAAACGAGCUAUGAGAGAGGGAUAUGGUGUUGUGGUUUUAAUGGAAACAGAAAACCACAUAGAAACCAAAGGCAAGAAGAUUAAUAUUAGGGGUAGUUCUACUCCUGAACGUCAUGGACAGUAUGUUUGGAGACAUUUUAUUAGCAAAUCUCAAGCAAAACGUAUUGAUAUUGUAGCUCACAGCUAUGGAGGAGUGGUUGUCAUGGAAACAGUGGUGGUGGAUGAUAGGAAGAAGUGGGGUGGAGCAGUAGGUUGA